This is a messenger RNA of Diorhabda carinulata, 1950 nucleotides long. Its product is annotated as probable 28S rRNA (cytosine-C(5))-methyltransferase. Gene Ontology annotation, biological process: maturation of LSU-rRNA; rRNA base methylation. Gene Ontology annotation, cellular component: nucleolus. The record is from RefSeq and is a predicted model, not a curated record. The transcript has 4 exons. The coding region runs from base 97 to 1920 and encodes 607 amino acids. NCBI's taxonomy places the organism in Eukaryota, Metazoa, Arthropoda, Insecta, Coleoptera, Chrysomelidae. Gene Ontology annotation, molecular function: RNA binding; rRNA (cytosine-C5-)-methyltransferase activity.
ACUUGACGUUUCUGUAUGAUAAACAUACAUAACCUAAUAAAAAUAUCCCGCAUGGAAGUUUUAGAAGAAUAAUUAUAAUUUUGUUUUAUAUAAAAAAUGGGUAGGAAAGCGAGAUUUAAUAAAGAAGGUGAUGUUAUUAAAAAGGGACCAGGUAGAAAAGCCAAGAAACAAAAAGAACCGAUAUUUUUAGAUAAAAACGAUAUUAACGAUAAGAAGUUGAGUCACCGUCAAAAGAUACGAGCAAAAAAGAGACAAAAAAAGAUCAAAGACAAACAAAAAGUGAAAGAAGAGACGAAAAUUGAUAAAAACGGAACUCGAGAGUCAUCUGAAGAAUCCGAUGUAUUAAAACCGAGUACAUCAGGGUUUUCAGAUGAAAAUAGUCUUUGGUUAAAGCCUAAAAAGAAAAGAAAACUCUCAGUUGAUGAAAAUGAAGAUGUAAGUGAAAGUUCCACAGAAGAUGAUAUCGAAGAAGAUGGUAAAGACAAAAUUAAAGUUCAAAAAUUAAGUUCACUUUCUGAUGACGAUUCAGACGAUUUUUCCGCUAACUCCGAAGAUGACGAAGAUUUACUCCCAAUCGAAAAACAGAGCAAAAAAUUAAGAAAACAACAAGCCGAAGAUGAUAAAUUAGCAGAGGAAGAAAUGCAAAUGAAUAUCUCUAACCAAGAAAAAUUCAUUUUCCCUUCGAAAGAUACUGAAGAUGGAAUAAAAAGUUUACAAGACGUCCAACAGAGGAUUAGAGAAAUUAUCGCUGUUCUUAGCGAUUUUAAAACCUUGAGGGAUGGAAAACACUCAAGAUCUGAAUACAUGGAUAUCCUCAAGAAUGAUUUAUGCACUUAUUACAGCUAUAAUGACUUUUUAAUGGAAAAACUGAUGCAAGUUUUUUCUUUAUCUGAACUUUUGGAAUAUUUGGAAGCCAGUGAAGUACAGAGACCUCUAACUAUAAGAACUAACACCCUCAAAACUAGGAGAAGAGAUUUAGCUCAAGCUUUAAUCAGUCGAGGGGUAAAUUUAGAUCCGAUUGGAAAAUGGAGUAAAGUUGGUAUAGUAGUUUAUUCAUCCCAAGUUCCCAUGGGGGCCACACCGGAAUAUUUAGCAGGACACUAUAUACUUCAAGGAGCUUCCAGUAUGUUGCCGGUUAUGGCAUUGGCUCCUGAAGAAAAUGAAAGAAUUCUGGAUAUGUCUUCAGCUCCUGGGGGUAAAGCUUCACAUAUAGCGGCGCUGAUGAAGAAUACAGGGGUUUUAUUUGCUAAUGAUAUCAAUAAAGACAGGAUAAAAGCAGUAGUAGGUAAUUUUCAUCGAAUGGGGGUUGUUAAUUCAGUAAUAACUUGUUUAGAUGGUAGACAAUAUCCACAUUACAUUAAGGGAUUCGAUAGGGUACUUUUGGAUGCUCCUUGUACAGGUACGGGAGUAGUAGCAAAAGAUCAAAGUGUAAAAACUAGUAAAGACGAAAUUGACAUCCAAAGAUGUUACAAUCUUCAAAGACAAUUACUACUCUCCGCCAUAGAUUGCGUCAGCGCCAAAUCUCCCACUGGCGGUUGCAUAGUCUAUUCGACUUGUUCGAUAUUACCAGAAGAAAACGAAUGGGUGAUCGAUUUCGCGUUAAAAAAACGUAAUGUCAAACUAGUAGAAACCGGUUUAGAUUUCGGAACUGACGGUUUCGUUAACUACAGACACCAUAGAUUUCAUCCCACUAUGAAAUUAACCAAAAGAUUCUAUCCUCAUACACAUAAUAUGGAUGGAUUCUUCGUGGCUAAACUUAAGAAGUUUUCCGAUGUUAUACCGAGAUCGGAAACGACGAAAGAUAUAGAAGAAACAGAACAAAAUGAUGAUAAAUUGGAAGAAGAGAAACAAGGUGAUGAUCAAAUAGAAGAUAAAGAACCACCGAAAAAGAAAAAGAGAAAAAUAUCUAAAACUAAAUAGGUUUUUCUUAAAAAUAAAGAUAUGAAAAUA